Molecule: messenger RNA, 760 nt
Organism: Entamoeba dispar SAW760
Lineage: Eukaryota; Evosea; Mastigamoebida; Endamoebidae
Exons: 1
Source: RefSeq, a predicted model, not a curated record
AUGCAACGACGUGCUGGUAGACGUAAUUAUCCAAGAAGAGGAUAUAAAAAACGUGCAACUUUGAAACGACAAGCAUUUGGUAAUUUUGCCAGUGCUAUGCAACAACGAGAUAGUACUAAUGUUGUUAUUAGUAUGCAAGAAGAUGUUUCUAUUAAUGUUCCAGUUGGUGCAAACGAAGGUACAAUGUUAAGGAAUGUUACUGCAUUGAUGACUUCUACACAAUAUUUUCAUAAUUAUAUGGGAAUGUAUGAUCAAUUUAAGUUAAAUGCUGUUAGAGCAUCUAUGGAAAUGACAUUUAUUGGAAAUCAAUUAUUAAAUAGUGCAACAUUUCCAUCUAUAUGUACAGCAUGGGAUCGUAAUGGUGUUAGAAUCAAUACUGCUGUUAUUAAUAAUACAAGAUAUUUCCAAUUACCUACUUAUUCUUCUGUUUCUUCUUAUUCUAGUGCAAAUGAAAAGACGUUAUAUUAUGGUAGUAGAUGGGGAGUUGUAAGACAAUUAGAUGCAGCAUCUAUGAUGGAAAAGUCUAUGUAUUUACCAACAACUAAUACUAGAGAUGUACUCAGUAUGGAUAAUAUGUAUAGUGCAUGGAAUCCUCAAUUAUUAAUUUCUAUAAAAACUCCUCAAUCUGUUAAUGCUGUUAAUUCUUGUACUCUUACUAUUCAUUGGCAAUUUGAUGUUACAUUGAGAGGUCUUAGGAAAGUACUUGUUUCUGAAGACAUUCUUUUAAACCUUAUAUUGGUUUUAUUGGUUAUGCUCGUAU